GCUGCGCACGCGCACGCGUUUCUAGCGGGUACGAUGCUAGUGAUAUUGACGGUGAUCGGCGCGCUGGUGGUGGUUAAAUAUGUGGUGUGGCUGCUGUGGAACCCCGCGGUCUUCCUCUGCAGGACCAUCCAGGAGUUGGUGUCGAGAAAAACGUUCGUGGAAAAAUAUGGAUCCUGGGCAGUGGUGACGGGCAGCACAGACGGCAUCGGCAAGCACUACGCCAUGGAGCUGGCGCGGAGGGGUGUCAACAUCGUGCUCAUCAGCAGAAACCCACAGAAACUGGGGAACGUCGCCACAGAGAUAGAGUCAUCGUACAACGUUAAAACAAGAAUCAUUGUUGCUGAUUUUACACAAGGAACUGAAAUUUACACCCACAUCGAGCAGGAGCUGCAGGAUAUUCCUGUGGGAAUUUUAGUAAACAACGUCGGCAUGGCCACCGAGCAUCCCACGAGAUUCUGCUCGGAGUCCCUGCAGAGGAAACUAGAGCUGAUGCGCGUGAACACGAUGGCGGUGACGGCGAUGACGAGGCUGCUGCUGCCGGCCAUGCUAAACCGCCGCUGCGGCGCCGUUGUCAACGUCGCGUCUGCAGCUGGUGCAGUUGACUGCCUGCCGCACGCCGCGGUUUAUGCGGCCACAAAGGCUUACAUAUGCCAUCUGACUGCCAGUAUUCAGGGCGAAUACGCCCGCAGCGGGGUUCAUAUACAGACCUUAACGCCUUUCUUCGUGUCGAGCAACAUGACGGCGUUCUCCGACGCGCUGCACCGCGGUAACCUGUUCGUGCCGAGCGCGCGUGUCUACGCCCGCCACGCGGUGGCCACGCUCGGCAAACUGACCAACACCUCCGGGUACUGGACCCAUGGGCUCCAGAUGGUAUUAUUACAGACACUACCCGUUUGGCUCCAAACCAAAGUGGUAUCGGUGUUCACAUAUUUCAUUAUGAUAGAUUACAAGAGGACACAACGAAUAAACGAUGAAAAAUAA
Aricia agestis (brown argus) is the source of this 981-nucleotide messenger RNA. Its product is annotated as inactive hydroxysteroid dehydrogenase-like protein 1. The record is from RefSeq and is a predicted model, not a curated record. NCBI's taxonomy places the organism in Eukaryota, Metazoa, Arthropoda, Insecta, Lepidoptera, Lycaenidae. Bases 34 to 981 code for a protein of 315 amino acids. The transcript has 6 exons. Gene Ontology annotation, molecular function: oxidoreductase activity. Gene Ontology annotation, cellular component: endoplasmic reticulum.